CAUGAGCGCGGCCCCCUCCCCGGGCAACCAGAGCGGCGGCGCCUUCUGCGAGCAGGUCUUCAUCCGGCCCGAGGUCUUCCUCGCCCUGGGCGCCGUCAGCCUGCUGGAAAACGUCCUGGUCAUCCUGGCCGUGGUCCGCAACGGCAACCUGCACUCGCCCAUGUACUUCUUCCUGUGCAGCCUGGCCGCGGCCGACAUGCUGGUGAGCGUGUCCAACGCGCUGGAGACCGUCAUGAUCGCCGUGGUCAGCGGGGACCACCUGCGCCUCGAGGACCGCUUCGUGCGCCACAUGGACAAUGUGUUCGACUCCAUGACCUGCAUCUCCCUGGUGGCCUCCAUCUGCAACCUGCUGGCCAUCGCCGUGGACAGGUACGUGACCAUCUUCUACGCGCUGCGCUACCACAGCAUCAUGACGGCGCGCAAGGCGCUGGCUCUGAUCGCCGGCAUCUGGGGCUGCUGUGGCGUCUGCGGGGUGGUGUUCAUCAUCUACUCCGACAGCAAGAUGGUCAUCGUGUGCCUCAUCACCAUGUUCCUCGCCAUGAUGCUGCUCAUGGGCACCCUCUACGUGCACAUGUUCCUCUUCGCGCGGCUGCACGUGAAGCGCAUCGCCGCGCUGCCCCCCGCUGCCGGCGCGGCCCCCCAGCCGCACUCGUGCAUGAAGGGUGCCGUCACCAUCACCAUCCUGCUGGGCGUGUUCAUCUUCUGCUGGGCGCCCUUCUUCCUCCACCUGCUCCUCAUCAUCGCCUGCCCCACCAACCCCUACUGCAUCUGCUACACCGCCCACUUCAACACCUACCUGGUCCUCAUCAUGUGCAACUCCGUCAUCGACCCCCUCAUCUACGCCUUCCGCAGCCUGGAGCUCCGCAACACCUUCAAGGAGAUCCUCUGCUGCUGCGCCGGCCUGAGCUGGAGCUAGGGCGGAGGUCAGGGCCGGGAGCGUCGCCGCCGGGGGGCCCCUCCGGCUCCACACCCGGCCACGACGCUUAGAAAGGAAAAGCAGCAUUCCCGGGAGAGGGAGAAGUGUGUCCCCAGCCACGACGAUCUUUGGAAAGAGGCAGAGAACAGGCGGGGGAGAGGGGCAGGGAGGGUCUUCACUCCCCGGUGAGGCCACCCCCGCGCGUCACCCCUCCCCCAGGGCUUGCGGUGCCACUGUCCGCCUCUCGCGUCUCUGGCUGCCCAGUCAGCAGGGCUGGAGGGGCCUGGGGAACAGGAAGAGGGCUCAACUCUCUUGCAAACAAAGUUUUUUCUUAGCUCAGCCCUCCAGCUGCCGGCUGCCCAGGUAGCUUUGUGCUUAUUCCGUGAAAGAUCCACCCUCUAGCCUAUUUGUUUACUUACAGCAGUCUAAGCCUUUGUGGAAAACACGAUGAGAUGCUGUUCCCCCUUUCCCACCCCUGUGCGAGUGCAGCUUCCAGAACAGCAGGGUGGUGACACCCCCUUCCACUUGUGCCGUGGUCGUCUGUGCAUGAAAUCUAAGGUAGCUUUCAAAAUCUAUUGAAAAAGAGAAAGCGCUACGGGUGGUCAGAAUAUAACUGUGGUGGUCUUGUAUUUUAAGACCUUGCAAUUUCCAGGUAUAUGUUACUUUUUUUCAAAACAUGAAGAUACUUUUCUUACUGUUCUUUUACUGCUCUUAAAACAAGAGAGGAUCUCUCAUAGGUGGGAGGAUAUAUAUGGUUUCAAGAAACUGUUUCAUUGUACUUUGAGAAACUGCAGAACUACCCUGUGGCUUCCUCGGGAGCUCUUUUCUGCUCAGAGUAACUGUAACUCCGUCACAUGAUGAAGUCAACACUGUUUGAGAAGGAGAAGUUUUCUGGAGAGUUGGGUGAUGCUGUCCUCCACAUUCCUGCCUUGUGGAAUAAAGCAAUUCCUUCCUGUGAGCACAGGGCUAGACGCUGGGCCAGGGCUGUGUCUGGCAGGACUCUGGGAGCAGCCAGCAGGUCCUUUCUUGGCCUGGAUUCCUUGCAUUUCACACACACACACACACACACACACACACACACACACACACUGCCGUGAAUCUGUGUAUUGGGCUCUGUCUUUGCUGUACCAGUGUGUGUUUCUCUUAUGUUGAAAUAUAUCGGGGAGUGGGGUGUACUUGCCGAGUUUCCACUCAUAUGAAACCAACUGUUUCUUGUGAUGGGGUGGGGAGGGCGGUGAAGAAUCUCUGCCCAUAUAAACAAAGCCACUUGUUUCUUGUGAUGUCUGGAAAUAAUAAAAUGUUUUGUGGCUGCUAAAUGUGAGUCACACUGCUACACCACCUGGCGUCACCCUGA
Molecule: messenger RNA, 2270 nt
Organism: Fukomys damarensis (Damara mole-rat)
Lineage: Eukaryota; Metazoa; Chordata; Mammalia; Rodentia; Bathyergidae
Gene: Mc3r
Product: melanocortin 3 receptor
Exons: 1
Coding region: 2-916 (304 amino acids)
Biological process (GO): G protein-coupled receptor signaling pathway
Cellular component (GO): membrane
Molecular function (GO): peptide hormone binding; melanocyte-stimulating hormone receptor activity
Source: RefSeq, a predicted model, not a curated record